Mesorhabditis spiculigera is the source of this 384-nucleotide messenger RNA. NCBI's taxonomy places the organism in Eukaryota, Metazoa, Nematoda, Chromadorea, Rhabditida, Rhabditidae. The record is from the annotation of a GenBank genome assembly.
AUGCGGGAAAAGAUGAACCAAGGUGAUGUCAAACUAAACCAAGAAGCAGAAAGAUUACGAAAAUUAGCUGUCACGGGCGUUGCCUUUUCGGUGAUCGCGGCAUUUGUCUGUAUUCUCACGGUUCCGAUUGUGUAUAAUUACGUGCAAAGUCUUCACAGUGUACUACAGAACGAGUUGGAUUAUUGUAAGUCUCGUUCAACAUCAUUAUGGCAACAAGUCUCAAGGACUCAACGGGCUCAUGGCGAAACCCGGCGUGCCAAACGCGACUACUUAGGAUAUUCGGAUGCGGAUGUGGAGUUGGAGCCCCAGGAGCCACGGGUACACCCGGAAGGGAUGGUGUUGAUGGAACAGAUGGAAUACCCGGAGAGGACGGCAGCCACGGAG